Molecule: messenger RNA, 648 nt
Organism: Haemonchus placei
Lineage: Eukaryota; Metazoa; Nematoda; Chromadorea; Rhabditida; Trichostrongylidae
Source: the annotation of a GenBank genome assembly
AUGGCGAGACUGAACACAACAAAUUUCGCUAGGCUUUUCGCCUACUCAAUUCUAAGGACUAUACUACAGAAGCUAGAUUACCGCCAACCAAUCGAAUUCGAUGCAGUGAAUGCGGCUAAAGAGGAACAGCGACGUGAACGAGCCACGACACACCAUGGCGCUACCCUCUCCAACCAGGGGCAACCCCCCAAGAGAGUCGAAGUUGGAGAUCCGCGUUUCGAUCCACUGCACCUGCUCUUCUCGUGCCAUUGUGGAAUGUUCAAUACCCAUGCGCAAGUGGGCCUGCCUGGUCUGCGCUGUGAUCUCGCUCGUUCUAAACCUGUCAAAAAUCUUUUCGAACUAGCUAAUGUCGCCUCAAUUGCUUUGCACCCUAAGUGGUGGGGGGGACGACAGGAAAAAAGCCGAGCUCUGAAUAAGGAGUCGCGCUAUUUGACUAUUCAUGGCCUUGCAACAGCAAUUCAUGCACACAGCAAGUUCCGUUUCGACUACCCAACCGCCUUAAAAGCCCAUGAGGACGUGGUACUGCCCCAUCCUCCGUUGCUCACGAUCCCGGCUACGACAUCGAGUUAUACUAUCGCAUGGCAAUGGCACGACGCUUCCAGGUCACGUCGCAGUCGUCGGAUGUUGACAUGCCAGGUAAUCCGAUAA